Nicotiana tabacum (common tobacco) is the source of this 1519-nucleotide messenger RNA. RefSeq lists its product as uncharacterized. Gene Ontology annotation, biological process: regulation of secondary shoot formation. The record is from RefSeq and is a predicted model, not a curated record. Gene Ontology annotation, molecular function: sequence-specific DNA binding; DNA-binding transcription factor activity. NCBI's taxonomy places the organism in Eukaryota, Viridiplantae, Streptophyta, Magnoliopsida, Solanales, Solanaceae. Gene Ontology annotation, cellular component: nucleus.
CUUUCUUCCUCCACUGCUUUAGUCAUUCAAAUGUGUUAUUAGUCAAGCCCUAGUCUCUACCCUAUCCCUCUCCUACAACUUCAUCUUUUCCUGCUUUAUUCCUCUCACCAAAUACAUAUUCAAUAUUAUGGAAUAAAGAUCACCUAAAGUUUCUUGAUAACUUGCAAAUAUAACCAAAACCCUAGCUUGAUUGACCAACUUUUUGACACUUUGCUACUUAAAAAACCUUAUACAUGUUUCCCAAAAGCAACAUCAAUGACCCUUUUUCCUACUCCUCACAAGAAUUGCUUAAACAUUCUUAUACACAUGAUGCUUAUCAUCAAAACCCUAGUUCAACUUCAAUAAUAGUAGAAGAUCAUCCAUUUUUCUUGAAUAACUUUCCUUCUCCAUUUCUUGAUGAACAUGAAUCCCCAUUAAGCCAAAUCUUUUCCCAUCAACAACAACAACAACAACAAGAGCUAGAGGCUAGUGAUCACUAUCAUGACACUGAAGGUGAUCCUAACACUUCAAGAUUUGGACGUGCUAACGUGAAAAUCAUAGAAGACCAGAGUUCAAAUCCCAGUGCUGAGCAUGUAUCGCCAUCAUCAAAGAAGAGAAAACUAAGUGCAAAGCCUCGAAGGAGAACAGGAAAAAAGGAUAGGCAUAGCAAGAUUUGCACAGCUCAAGGUGUGAGAGAUCGAAGAAUGAGAUUAUCACUUCAAAUAGCGCGUAAAUUCUUCGAUCUACAAGACAUGUUAGGGUUUGAUAAGGCAAGUAAAACUAUAGAAUGGUUAUUUUCCAAGUCCAAGAAUGCCAUCAAAGAGCUCUCAAGAAACAUACCACAAGAGAUCAAUAAUAGUAUAGGUGAUCAAAACAACAUAAUGAGUGAGUCCCAUAUAUUGGAAUGUGAAGAUCAUCGAAAAUUGAGAAAAAUGGAGUUAAAGGAGAAGCCUAGAGCAAAGGCAAGGGAGAACACCAAAGGAAAAAUGAUGAUCAAAGGCCACAAAAAGGGCAAAGAAAUGUAUGAGGCAAACCCUAAAAAUGUCAAUAAAUUAGGGUCAAACUCUCAAUCUCUUGAAAAUAAAUUUGCUAAUGUUGGGAUCAUGGAAAGUUAUUUAGGGGGUACAAGUUCUUCAAUUAGUUCUAUAUUUGAUUAUCAGAAUAGUGGAGUCAGAGGAGGCAAUAUAGAUUAUUUUGACAAUUGUUACAUGGGAUUUCUUGAAAAUUGGGACAACAAAAAUUCCAACAUCAGCUGCAGUACUACAACAACAAACGAGGUACAAAUCCCAUUUGCAGGUAAUAACAACACUAGCUCAAUUUAUUUGGACAAUUCCAGGUAUCAAUUUCAGUUUCUGGACCAAGAAAAUCAUUUCUCCUGCAGACAUUAGGACUGGAAUAAACUGUAAUUUCAUACUCUAGAUUUUAUUGUGUUACUAUAUCUUAUGUUACAACCUGUUUUUUCUCCUCUUUUUUUUUGUUGAUUUAUGGAAUAUGGCAAAGUCUGGUAUUUUGAACUUUGCUGCUUGAAUGUAGAAAGACA